GCAGUGCUGAGAGGCGGGUGAAUGGGGGUAGCGCCGGGCACGGCACAGAUGGCGCAUGAGCGCCAAGGCCAUGGUGGAUAGCGACAGCGCACAGUGCCUGCUGAUGAGGGUAUUGGCGGAGGCAGAGAAGGGGAGGGCCAUGUGGCGAGAGAUACAUGGAGGCGUGGCGGAAAGGCAUGUGCAUGGGGAUGAGGACGGGCGGAUGGGGAUGAGGACGGGCGGAUGGGGAUGAGGACGGGCAGAUGGGGAUGAGGACGGGCAGAUGGGGAUGAGGACGGGCAGAUGGGGAUGAGGACGGGCAGAUGGCGCAUUGACCGCGGCGAAUGGCAGCGACGGCACACAGAGCGUGGUGAAGCACAUGCUGGUCGGGGCGGAGAGGCGGAGGGCGAUGGGGCGGAGCAGAGCAGAGCAGGGCGCAGCUCGCGAGGGCUGGAGAGGCGGCAGACGCGGCGCGCAUGCUGGGCAGGGGAAGGGUGAGGCGCGCGAAGAGAGGAAGAUGGGAGGAGGCGUGGCGCAUUGGUGCAGUGACUGUGUUGCCCGUGUUGACCGUGUUGCCUGUGUUGACCGUGUUGCCCGUGUUGCCCGUGUUGCCUGGCUGUGGGGUGUGGAGCAUGAGGAAGGUGGAGCAUGAGGAAGGGAGGGCGGCGUGGGUGGAGAUGGCUGGAGGCGCGGCGGAACGAUUGGGUUUACGGGGCGUGGUGGGUGCCAGCAGGGAGAGAGGCGGGCGCAUGGGGAGAGGCGGGCGCAUGGGGAGAGGCGGGCACAUGGGGAGAGGCGGGCACAUGGGCUGCUUGAAGCGCCGCUCCGCCGCCAGGCCCGGGCAAGUGCCCCCUUGUUCCUUUGUCCCGCGUAUCCUCCCCUGCUCCUCUUUACUUCCAUGCAUGUGCCCUUCGUUGCCGCGUGCCCUUCGUUGCCUCAUGCCCAAGAGCCUCGCGCCUCUGUGCUCUCCUCCCCCCCUAUUCCCACUCCCUGCCCGCCCCAUUACAAACCCUCGCACCAACAUUUGCGACAGCACCUCGCACCAGCACCUGCUCCCAUCACACCAGGCAGGGGCAACGCUCCUGUGCGAGCUGCCAUUCGUGCUCCUCGCCGUGCCCGUGGUGCAAGGGAAGGCGGCAGCCUGUGCGGCAGCGGUGAGAGGAGAGGAUAGGGCAGGAGGUGCUGCAACCGACUUGUGGCGCGCUGGGGGGGACUGCUGCUGCUGGGGAGCUGCUACUGCUGGUCCGACUCCGAUGUACUGCCAUCGCCCCGAUGGAGGGCAGGAUGUACUGCCAUCGCCCCGAUGGAGGGCAUAGGGCCUGUCACAUACUGAUGACAAAAUAUUCAACACUUAUGGGUGUGGAAUUCGAUGGAAUGCUCAAGCCAAGCACAUAGUGAGGAGGUUGAAGCAAAAAUUUGACUCAAUGUUAAGCAUUAAUGUUGAGUUGAGGUAGAGAAUGGGUCGCGCUGUACUCGCAAAUUUCCUCUGCUCUGCUCUGACACGUGGGGGCUUUAUCCGCGUCCCAAAGUGUGUAUGACAUUUGUUUCAGUACGGUCCA
Molecule: messenger RNA, 1538 nt
Organism: Closterium sp. NIES-67
Lineage: Eukaryota; Viridiplantae; Streptophyta; Zygnematophyceae; Desmidiales; Closteriaceae
Source: the annotation of a GenBank genome assembly